Neofelis nebulosa (Clouded leopard) is the source of this 3858-nucleotide messenger RNA. RefSeq names its product exocyst complex component 3 like 1 (gene EXOC3L1). Gene Ontology annotation, cellular component: exocyst. Gene Ontology annotation, molecular function: SNARE binding. Lineage: Eukaryota; Metazoa; Chordata; Mammalia; Carnivora; Felidae. Gene Ontology annotation, biological process: exocyst localization; exocytosis. The transcript is spliced from 12 exons. Bases 1673 to 3769 code for a protein of 698 amino acids. The record is from RefSeq and is a predicted model, not a curated record.
CCUGAUCCCAGCCUCAUCUUUCUCUUGUGCUCCUAGGCCCUGAAAUUAUAACCAUUUUUCUGCCAAUGCAAACAUGCUUACCUAUGCAUACAUAUAUGUAAAACACUUAGAGCAGCUCCUGGCAGGUAGGAAGGAUUAUGUGUUGGCCGACACCAUUUUGUUAUGCUUGAUAUCAUCAUUAUCUAUUUUCAUUUAUUUUAAGUCAAGAUCUUUGGGAAGCUGACUUUGAGCCAGGCCUACAGGGAAGUUUAGAGUAAGACAUGCAGAACUGGGCAGAGGGGGGAAUUAAACUGUGAUGCAGUUAUAUAGAGGCCUCAGACUAUCUGACUAGGAGCACUGAGACUGGGGUGGCUCUUCCAAGGUGGUCUCCGUCGAGGCAAGGGUACCAGAGAGACUCAGCUGUGACACCUCAGCAACCUACACUCCUGGCAGCUAGGGCAACAGGUGGCUUUGUCCUGAAGGGUGGAUUUGGGUGGUAACCAGCUUCCACUAUAUUAUUACUACCCUGUGGUUCUCUCCAUGGCCCCCUUUAACUCUCAAGACAAACAUAGGUUUCAUAGCCCUUCUACCUCUCUGUCACUACCACCCAUCAUACACCUUCCUCACAAUAGCCUGUAGCCUCUCAGUCCUCUGCAGAGGUGCAACCCUUCUCUGAGGGGCCAUUGGCACAGUUUCCCUACUGUGAUGUUGUCUGCACCCGUAUUUGCACACCCUGCUCUCCACCCCUGUUUGGGGCCCUCUAGUUCACGUCUGUGUCCUGAGCACUAAGGGGUCCUAUUUGGGCUGGUCAGGACUCAAUGGUUACAGGGAGUACACCCCCUCCCCCCAAGGAAGUGGUGCCCAGCCCUCCCUACACCAUCCCACAAUGCAGAUGCUCUUUCCUGUUGGGAAUAAAGGGCCAGACUCAGCUUCCUUCCUUUCAGGCAUUUGGCCUUGGGGAGGGAGGGGCCUUGGAAGGAGGAGGGUGCUCCUGGGCCCAGAGUGGGACAGAGGUUUCCUUGGAGAGAGGAAUUUUGCUGCGUGCCAAGAUGUGGGCUGGAGCCACCAAGGCCUCUUGAGACAGUGAAGAGAAUACCUAGCUUUGCUCUGAGGACUGGGGAGAGGGCCAUCUUCAAGGCCAAGACUAUUUUCAAAGGAGAAAGAACUGGAUGCCUGGUCAAGCCUGGGGCUGGGCAAGAACCUCCUUCCUCCUUCUCAGAGGGGCCUAGACCAAGGCUGCAGCUCAGAGAAUCCACUCUGCCUGCUCUAACCCAGACUCUUGCUCCCACUCCUACCUCAUCUCCAGUGCUUCCAGGGAGUGCCAUGGACUCAGCAACCAAGGAUGAAAUGCAGCCCUCACUUCCCCCUGGCCCUGCCCAGCUGAUGAGGCUGCCCAGGGUCUUCCUGCCCAGGGCCUGAGUGGCCAGAGCAAGAGAGGGCGGAGCAGCUGGCCAGAGGAGCAGCACUCAAAUGGGCCUCGGGCAUCUUCUACCGGCCAGAGCAGCUGGCCAGGCUGGGCCAGUACCGCAGCCGUGAAGUUCAACGUACCUGUUCCCUGGAAGCACGCAUUAAGUCGGUGGUGCAGUCCUACCUGGAGGGCGUGAAGACUGGUGUGUGGCAGCUGGCCCAGGCUUUUGAGGCUGUGCAGGGAACCCGUGAGGCCCUAGACCAGGCCCAUGGGUUGCUCCAGGGUAUGGUGGAGGCCACAGAGACCCUAAAACCACUGCGAGAACAAGUUGCACAGCACAAGCAGCUGCAGGUCCUGUCUCAGCUGCUGCCCCGGCUGCGGGCAGUGCCAGCUGCAGUGGCCCACACACGGACCCUGAUUGGUGCCCAGCGGCUCUUGGAGGCAUAUGUGUGCCUUCGGGAGCUGGAGCAGCUGCAAGAGGAGACGUGGGCACCUCUGGGGGGCCUGGAGUUGCCAGUCUUCGAGGGGUUGGGCCCUCUAGCUGAGGCAUUGGGCCAGGCUGUGGAGGCGGCUGCGGGGGUGGCAGGGCAGCUGGCACGGGAGGACCCAGCCUUGCUGGUGGCUGCUGUGCGUGUGGCAGAGGUGGAUGCUAGGCACACAACCUCCCUGGAGCUGCCCCCCCGGGACUGGCGGCGGCGCUGUCUGCAGGCACUGCAGGAGGGCCUGGAGAGGACCCACUUUGGGACACCUCUGCUGCUUGAGCCAGGGGCCUUGGCAGGGAGGCUGGAGGCUCUGCGGGUGGCUCUACCAGCUGAGUUGGCCACAGCUGAAGCACUAGUGGCACCCUGCUGCCCACCACACUACAAGGUGGUGCGGCUCUGGGCCCACACCCUGCACAGUGGACUGCGUCGCUGCCUGCAGCAACUGCUGGAAGGGCCUAAGCUAGGAGCUGCUGACGCCUUCGCCUUACUGCAUUGGACACUGCAUGUGUACCUGGGGCCAGAAAUGAUGGGGAGCCUGGAGUUGGGGCCUGAGGCUGAUGUGUCUCAGCUGGAGCCCCUCCUGACUCCGGAGAACAUUGAACAGCUGGAGGCAAUGUUUGUGACCCAAAUCCAGGUUAAUGUGGCCCAGUGGCUUCAGAAGGCACUGGAUGGGGAGGUAGCUGAGUGGAACCGAGAGCAGGAACCUGGCACAGACUCCUCUGGCUUCUAUCACUCACCUUUGCCGGCCAUAGUGCUCCAGAUCCUGGAAGAGAACAUUCGCGUGACCAGCCUGGUCAGUGAGUCACUGCAGCGGCGGGUGCAUGGCAUGGCGCUGUCAGAACUGGGCACGUUCCUGAGGAGCUUUAGUGAUGCUCUGAUCCGAUUCUCCCAAGACCACAUCAGGGGGGAAGCAAUGGCUCCUCAUUACGUGCCCUACCUACUGGCCACCCUCAACUACCAGUCAGCACUCAGCUCCUCCUUGUCCGUCCUGCACCCCGACGGGGCGGGUUCAGGAGACUUGGCUCUGGUGGAGGCAGGGCUGGACGAGUUGCAGAGGAGGAUCUGCCGCCUGGUGUUGGAGGCGCUGCUGGCGGAGCUCCAGGUAAGUCUUCAGGUGGGGAUGGGGGUGGGAGGAGGAGAUACAGCAUAUAUAUGUAUGGGUCUCUGCUGGGGAAAUGCUAGGUCUGAACGUUCCUCCAGCCCCGUCUCUGCCCAACCCCACCCCCCAGCCCCUGUUCGAAGCUCUGCCCUCGCGCCGGUGGCUGUCGAGCCCAGAGCUGCUGGACGAUGUAUGCGAGCGGACGGUGCGCUUCUGCCAGGAUUUCAGGCGAGUGCGGAAUCCUGCAGUCCAGGUGCGCUUAAGGGAGAGGCUGGGAAGCAGGGAAGCGCCCAUAGGAAAGGCGUCUGGGACUCAUUGCGUUCUCUGCAGCUUCUCCUGGCUGAGGCGGAGCGCACGGUGGUACUGCAGUACCUACGUGCGUUGAUGCAGGGCCGCCUAGUGUGCCGAGGAGCCGACGAGAGGAUCCAGGCAGCGCAGCGCCUGCAGAACGAUGCGGCCCAGCUUCGGGAGCUUUUCCUUGGUUUGGGCCUGGAGGAGAGUGUUCAGUGCGCACCGGUGCUCCUCUCUCUGCGGGAUCUACUGAACCUCCGUGACCCCAUGCUGCUCGGCCUCGAGGUGGCAGGCCUACGACAAAAAUUUCCCGACGUGAGCGAGGAUCAUGUCUCUGCCCUCCUGGACCUGCGCGGGGAUGUGUCCCGAGAGCAGCGCCUGGCCGCACUCAGCUCCCUGCAGGCCGGCCCACAGCCCUCUCUCUCUGCGGGUCACCGCGCACUCUUUAGCCUCGUGCCAGUACCUACUCCUGCGCUGUCCUCCUGCCUUCCCUCCGGGCCCUGUGCCUGACGCCCGGCUGCCCCUGGAAUACAGCCACAGCUCCUGGAUGUCUGAAUUGUGUAUUGGGGAAGGGGGAUGAAAUAAAAGUGUAAAGACUA